ACCAAGCUCCCCAGCAUGUUGACGCUACCGUGGGCUACGUCUGACGUCGCCUCUGCCAUGGUCAUCAAGCAACACAUGGCGAAGUUUCCCAGCUCCACCACAGAGGUGAAGAGCAGAGUCGGCAGGCUGUUUAUGAAGGAGAUCACCGCCAGGGUGGUCCGCACCACGGUGUGGACGAUGAGAAAGUUCAGGUCCAGCAGCAAGCAGACGGUGUCCAGGCAUUUCCCAACAGUGGAGAUUAAAAAGUUCACCAAACCCAUGUUUUCCAGGAGGACCAGUUCCCUGCACUACCGACUUACAACCAUGGCUGUACGGGACGCUGCCUCUCUGCUUGUCGGACUUCUGGUCCUCUUUCACACCUGGGAAGCGUGGGCUGCUGUGGAGGUGAACAUGGAGGACAGAGUGGAGGUGAUCAGGGGCACCACAGCUCAGAUCGCCUGCAUGUUCACAUCGGUUGACGGCGUAGGUGGCAUGAUCAUACAGUGGUUCUAUGUGACACGAUCAGGCGAAAGGCAAAGAAUCUACUAUCAGGACGCCACCAGGAAGGAAGUAGAACGAGGCAUACCGUUCACAGAACGGAUCAGUGUGAAUGGUACCGUAGCCACUGGAGAGGUGGUGUUGAUUAUCAGCGAUGUGCAGCUGGAAGACGAACUGGAAUAUGUCUGUUUGGUCAAAACUCUAACAGAUGGAGCUGGGGAGGGACGUACAAAGCUGAAGGUGUUCGAAAUACCAAACAUUCCUACCAUUGAGCGUGAGCCAAGGGGGAUCUCAGUCCAUGAAGACAGCCCAUCCAAGAUUGGAACCUGUGAGGUCAAAAAUGGCUUCCCUAAGCCGAACAUCACUUGGUACAGAAACAACACACCGCUACACGCAGCUCAGGAUGGGGUGAAAGUAGAGCCCAGCAUCACUAAUGAAUCCAGCGGUCUGUUCUCAGUUAAGAGUGAGCUGAGCAUAAAGGUAGUGAAGGAGGACAAAGAUGAUCUCUUCUACUGUGAGGUCACCUACUUUGUUCCUGGAGGAAUCAAGAUGACUGAGACCUCACGUAUUAACAUCACUGUAUACUACCCCUCCACAGCUGUGAAUGUUUGGGUGGACUCACCAAAGGGCAAAAUCAAAGAAGGGGACACAAUUGUGCUUCGAUGCAUUGGCAACGGGAAUGACGCAUCCUCACUGUUGACAAUCACGCACGGUGAUGUCUCUUGGGACAGUAAUGAGGUUGUCCUGCAAAAUGUGACCCGUCUACACAGUGGAGUUUAUCAUUGUACCUCUAUGAAUAUAGAAACGGUCACCUUUGAGGAGAUCUCGGGAAAUACUACUGUGUUUGUCAACUAUCUUGAUCCUGCUGUGGUGAUGCCCAAAGACACUAUUGUGGUGGCCCAAAGAGAGGAGCUGAAAGCCACCUGCAACGCCCUCUCUUCUCUCCAGACACACACAGUCUGGUUUAAGAACGGAGAGAAGGUUUCACAGGGCAACAGUUUGAUCCUGAAAGAUGCUACGUUUGACACAGCUGGGACGUAUGUGUGUGUGGUCACAGUUCCUGAGAUUGAGGGAAUGGAAACCAACGGGAAACUUCAAGUUAAUGUCCAGGGGCCACCACAGAUCAUUAAGCCGGAGUCCACAGAGAUGGAGGAGAGUUAUGGGACGACCGUCCAGCUGAUCUGCCAUGUCAGAGGUUUCCCUGCUCCCAGCAUUAACUGGGACACUUCUGGUGGAAAGGUCCUCAACACCGAAAUCCAAGCACUGGGCGAGAAAGGUAUUAAGAAUACGGCCUUUGUCGAGGUCACCUCUGACAUCACUGCUGUCUGCAAUGCCUCCAACACAUACGGCACUGACGCAAUGACCUUGAACAUCAAAGCCAUUAUUGACACCACCACACCAGCCUUCAGCACUAGUACUACCACUACCAUUUCCUCUUCCACAGGAAAAGCAGCUAUCCCACCAAAGAAAAUCAAAAAAGAGGGCAGUGGUGUUAUCAUUGCGGUCCUCAUCAUCUGCAUCCUGCUGCUGGCCAUCUUGGGGAGUGUGCUCUACUUCCUCUACAAAAAGGGCAAGAUCUGUGGCCGAUCCGGCAAGCAAGACCUGACCAAAGAGAAGUCCGGCAAGGAUAACAUUGUGGUGGAGAUGAAGAGCGACAACACGGAGGAGGCCGUGCUCCUCGGGGUCAACGGGGAAAAGCAAACUCCCAGCGACCAGUAAAGGGCGGCAAGUACCUGGAACUGCAGAAGUGAGGAGGUGACCGCUCAGCUACUCCUGUUAUGCGUUCUCAGGCUCAGACCUAUUGAUGCCUUUCAAGCUUCCACCACAGCUCCUCAUCCCAGAGUUACAUCACGGAAAAGCUCAGUCGUCCGUCAAUUAAUAUCAUGAUGGAUGACCGAGACUCAAAUUAUUCCAAGCUGCAGCUUUUGCUUACUGUCUUUCUCAUCCCAGCACGUUUCUGUUGGAAUGCAACUUGAGCUUUAAUGGGAAGUGAUUUGAGCGCUCCGUGACGUAACUCUGCUAAUACAUCUUCCACCUUCAAAUCCGGGAGGACUAUCCUUAGCCCAAAGUUGUCAUUACCAUGAGCCUUGUAUACUGCUGAUUGUCUGUAGAUCAAUAAUUAGAGCACAACAGUGACCAGGGACUGUUUUUAUACCCGACUAAGAAUCACCUCAGGCAAAGCAAUCACUGAAGAGCAGCCUGAAACAGCUCUUUAUCAAGUGUACAUAUUAUAUCUAUGUAUAUAUUUCUUUAUUUAAAAUAACACCAUAGAAAAAUAACAAAAAUAAAUGGCCAGAUAGUGCUUUAUUUUGUUUGGUUGCCAUUUAUGGAGAGCAAGAAGUGCUUAGUAGUGAUGUGCGAUACCACUCAAUUCCUAUAGGGUCCAACACCAAGUAAUACCCAGGCCGGUAUUGCCGAUACAAAUACUUUUGACAUUUUAUUUCUAGUUUAAUGUGACCUUCCCCCUCCUGUUUCUGUAUUUAUGAGGGAAAUAAAGAGUAGGCUGUAGGCUUACCAAUUCCAAAUAAUAGCUGCAUAAUAAGUCUUCAAACUACGGUCACAUUCUUUAAUAAUAAUAAAAAUAUCCUGGUCAGAACUGCCGCUUCAUAACAUCAUCAUAUUGUUGUUACUUGAUCAAAGUUUGCGGUGUUGCCAAAGUAUUUGACUGUCUUUGCACACACAUCACACACAGCGUCAUUGCAUCAUUACCUUCACAGCUAAAAUACAUCCAGACGUGACUGCUUUUACAGCCAGCCAUAGUCAGUAUUCAAUCUCGGGAAAUGUAAAGGGCUGCAGCGGCUCACUUCAAAGAAGCUCCGUCACAGAGCCGUAGCGCAAGCAUGACUUUGACAGGCGGAAGGAGAAGUAGUUCCUAUCAACCGAAUAUAAUUAGACCAUCCUGGUGACAAUAAGAUACUUAUGAUAAAACACACAUUCACUCCAAAUGACGUUUAGAUAUUGAUCCUUUUAUGAGUAUCGAUCCUAGAGCAGGAAACGUUGGUAUCAGAAAUAUCGAUUCUUUAGUAUCGAUCCGCACAUCACUAGUGCUUAGGUAGAGGUCUUGUUUUUAUAUAAAAAAUUUUUAUGUGUUUCCUGUUGUGCUAAAGUCUGUACACUGAAAUCUUUGGGGAAGAAACAACUCUUCCCCCCCACAGCCAGUUACAGCCACACCAAAAAUGUUGCCUUGUAGGUCAUUUAAUCACGCAUCCUUCACGUUUUUCCUUCUCUGCAGCUAACACUUUACUUUACACUCGACAGUUUGUGUGUAUUAAAAGAUAUUUAUGCGAUACAGGCGAAUAAUCUGUUCAGCAUUUGACAUAGAAGGGUUAACAAUAAUUGCAGUUCUCUUCACUUUGUUUCUUUCCUUCAGUCUGGUUUUGCUAUUUUGUGUGUUUGAUUCUAUUACCAACAGCCAAGUUAAAAAAAUUACAAAUGCCUUAGAAAUUCAAUCAAAGCCUAGAGAAAUAUCAGCAAAGGCCAUAUUUUGUAUUGUUAGUUAUGUUUAUAUUUAAUGUCCAGUGCACUGAUUUCUGUUCUUCAUGCAGUUGUGUUUCUCUAAUGUGAAACAGUUGUUUUGUUUAAUGUGACUGUAUGUAAAAGAAACGUUUUUCUGAAGCUAUUUUUAUUUGUCUGAGAGGAAGGAUGAGGGCAGAACAGAUAAUUGGUUCAUGGCAUGAAGUUGCCCUCAUAAGGAAAAGACACGUUUCUGUUCAGUGAAUAAAUUAAUUCAUGUGUUGACUGAAACUUGAAAUAAUCUGAUACGAGAGAGAGAGACAGAAUCCCCCUCAGACAUGAUGACUAGUGACAUGGCAACUAAAGUAUAUGACUACUGACAAGGGCGUAAUGACUGAGACUCCACAUAUGCAAAGUUUGUAGACAAUCAACUGUCAGGACGCUCUGUGCUCACGUAUGUGCAGGUAUCAUCCUACCCUCUGUUUUUUUUCCUGCUGUUUAUAAGAACUACCACUGUUAAAUGGUUUUGGAUGUUUGAAAUCUGUAAAAUGCCUUGGAGUUGUAAAAUUAAUGUCACUGAUGACGUUCAAAUCAAUUUACCAACAAAUUUAUUGUUUGUAGUUUUUGAAAAGCAUACCAAAUAAAGACUGACUGUUAAAAUGAAAA
Messenger RNA from Micropterus dolomieu (smallmouth bass), 4596 nucleotides. It is a transcript of the gene mcamb, whose product is annotated as melanoma cell adhesion molecule b. The transcript is spliced from 18 exons. The coding region runs from base 16 to 2196 and encodes 726 amino acids. NCBI's taxonomy places the organism in Eukaryota, Metazoa, Chordata, Actinopteri, Centrarchiformes, Centrarchidae. The record is from RefSeq and is a predicted model, not a curated record.